GGAAGUGUGCUGUUUAUCUUCCAGCAAUGCUCAAUCCAGAGGUAAGAAGAGGAGUGAGGUCCUUUGGCCAACUGAAAAGCAGAGUGGAAGAGCUGAAGAACCCUUGGAGACAAAGUUCCCCUUUAGUUCUAAAUUACAAUGAAUCUGCCCGAUUGGCAACAGAUGCCCUGGUGGAACAAGGAGAAAAAGCAUACCUCCAAACACUCACAGAGGAGAAAGAAUUGCCAUUUCUCUCAAGUUUAGAUAUAGAAUAUAUAUGCAGUAGUAUGAAUGUUAACAACAAAUCCCAAGACAUGCUGUUGGACAAGGAUGGCGAUGGUGUCUCUGACAACUGUCCUUCAGAGCUGACAUCUGGCACCUACUUUCCCAUAAUGUCUGACAUCGAUUUGCCAGUUUUGGAGCUUGGCUGGCCUGAAAUCCCUCUGCUCACCCGCAGUAAAGGGACAGAAGUACAAGUUAUCUUCCAAAAGCACAGGAACAACAACAUCAAAGAUCUGAUAAGAUCGCUCAUUAACAAAGCAAAAUUGGUCAUUGCAGUAGUCAUGGAUCUUUUCACAGACGUUGACCUUUUAUGUGAUCUCAUAGAAGCAGAAACCAAAAGAAGAGUCCCUGUUUACCUCCUUCUUGAUGAAAUUAACCUGAAGUACUUUAUAGAAAUGUUUCAAAAGCUGGGAUUUGACAAAAUUAAUUUACCUAAUAUGAAGAUCCGAACUAUAACAGGAGAUACAUACUGUACUAAGUCUGGAAAGAAAUUUUCUGGACAGUCUCUAUCAAAGUUUCUGCUGAUUGACUGCGAGCAUGUUAUUGCUGGUUCCUACAGUUUCAGCUGGCUUUCUAGUCAAGCUCACAACAAUAUGGUGACCUACUUUAAAGGGAACAUAGUGGAAGAGUUUGAUAAAGAGUUCCGCUGCCUGUAUGCCUGUUCAUUGGAAGCAGACUAUUUCUCAAGUCUUGAAAAUGAUAACAGCAAGCCUUUUGGACAAACUCCCACAAGGUCCAGAUGGAUGCCCAUAAAAACAGUUCCUAUACCUGCACCAGUCAUUGAAAAUUCUGUUCACUCAGACAGCAACUCUAGCUCCGAUAGUCAGUCAAGUGUAAAGACCCCUCCAUUUUUUAAGAGCCAGGCCAUCACAGUAAUUCGUGAAGAUAAGCCUGUAAUCUCAAAGUACCUGACUAGAAACUUGCAUGAUACACGAGAAGAAACAAGUAAACAGCCUGUGGACACGGUCCAUAAUCAGAGACGACAAUCAAAUCCUCACUCAGAUCCGCAAUCAGAUCAAAAUAACCUCAUGUUGAUGCAAAGACAGGCCUUAUCGAAAUCUACACCUGAUUUGGUUGACAAGCCUUCCUCUGCUCUAAGGACCAAGUUUGAACAAAUCCAAAAUAAAUUUCUCCACCCACCGAAUAAAACUUCCCCAAGAAUGAAAUGUGAUGCAGCACUAAAUAAAGUCUCUAACUACAACAGCUCUUCCGCUAACAGCAAUGUCCCAUUGGCUGAUAUUAAACGGGAAGAUGCAAGCAAGAGAAUGACCUUGGGACAUAGCAAGCUAGCACUUAUUACUGAGAGCAAUAACAAAUUGCUAGAAAGCAAGGUCUACAGUCGCUUUCAGAUGCGCCCAUAGUUGUUGCAAUGUUAUGGACUGAACUGGGAACU
Molecule: messenger RNA, 1654 nt
Organism: Nanorana parkeri
Lineage: Eukaryota; Metazoa; Chordata; Amphibia; Anura; Dicroglossidae
Product: protein FAM83C-like
Exons: 4
Coding region: 27-1622 (531 amino acids)
Source: RefSeq, a predicted model, not a curated record